AUGCUUCCUCGUCUUCUCCUCGUUGUAGAUUCUCAAAAGAGGGGGAAAGAGAGAGGGAGUGUCGGGUGGAGGGAGAAGUAGCGGGGGAGAGAGGUUGGUAGAAGGGGAUUGGGGGAGGAUGAAGGAGGUGGUGCUGCACGUGUACGACGUGACGAACAGCGGAUCGGAGAAGACGAACAACACCAUCCUCCAGAUCAACCGCAUCUUCAAGGAUCGCAUCGGCCUCGGCGGCAUCUUCCACAGCGCCAUUCAGGUUUUUGGAGAUGAAGAAUGGUCUUUUGGGUUUUGCGAACAAGGUUCUGGAGUUUUCAGUUGUCCACCAGGAAGAAAUCCUAUGUAUACCUACCGUGAGCGUAUUGUCCUGGGGGAAACAAAUUGUUCCAUUUUCAAAGUAAAUCAGGUUCUAAGAGAGCUUGGCCAAGCAUGGCCAGGACAUUCAUAUGAUCUUUUCUCUAAGAACUGCAAUCACUUUUGUGAUUCCUUCUGCGAAAGGCUAGGUGUUCCAAAGAUUCCAGGUUGGGUCAAUCGCUUUGCUAAUGCUGGUGAUACUGCAAUGGUAGUUGCAGGGAAUGCAGCAUUCCGGGUAGGAAACUAUUCCAAACUCACUGUUCACUGCUGCAAUUUUUUCCUCGUGUUUAUAGCUGAGGCAAGCAAAAACAGAAAUUGUCACUGCCAGCAAAGUGGCAUACCGAUUUAUGGCUGGUCUAGCCUCAAAUUCCCAGGCCACUCCAGAGUCCCUGAGCAAUUCGAACAGAGGCAGCCCUCGAUUUCAGGGUGUAUGGUUCAAAAACUUGAUGUCUGUCGGCGCCAAGCCAUCAUCUAGUAGUAAUUCAGAGAUUCCAGAUGAAACUGAUGAUGCUCCAUUGCACCGCCAAAAUUCUUCAGAACUGUUGCAGCAAAUCUCAAGACAAAAUAGUUGAUAACGUUGUACAAGAAAUGAAUUUGUACCAGUGUACCAUCAGCCAAAUGAUUAUUUACACAACUAGACGUGUUAUUAAUGUAUCACAAUGUAAAUCUUUGGUUCCUAGAGUUCUUCAGAUUGUCUUUGCAGCAAAAAAAGAUAUUUCUAGCAUUGUUUUGUACCAAAUACUUGGGAGUUUACCCUCAUUUUAUCAUUUUGAAUAUUUAUGCCCGAGUUUUGGAUCUCA
This is a messenger RNA of Musa acuminata AAA Group (dessert banana), 1148 nucleotides long. RefSeq lists its product as uncharacterized. Bases 119 to 823 code for a protein of 234 amino acids. Lineage: Eukaryota; Viridiplantae; Streptophyta; Magnoliopsida; Zingiberales; Musaceae. Gene Ontology annotation, biological process: protein deubiquitination. The transcript is spliced from 4 exons. The record is from RefSeq and is a predicted model, not a curated record. Gene Ontology annotation, molecular function: deubiquitinase activity.